Uranotaenia lowii is the source of this 983-nucleotide messenger RNA. RefSeq lists its product as uncharacterized. The transcript is spliced from 3 exons. The record is from RefSeq and is a predicted model, not a curated record. NCBI's taxonomy places the organism in Eukaryota, Metazoa, Arthropoda, Insecta, Diptera, Culicidae. Bases 181 to 849 code for a protein of 222 amino acids.
AUUUUUAAAGGAUGGUUUUGUAAGGUUUUGUAACUUCACAUCACCAUCACGCACACAUAUUCACUUAACUGACGGUUCAAUGAGCGCCUUGAAAAGCAAAUAAAACAACAGCUUCGUCCCAGAAAGGAAGAAAAUGUGUGCCUGCUAUUGCGUCUAAAUCUGUUUUCUCGAAGAAUCUCAAUGGAUAUAACAGCAGCCAAUUUACUAGCCAGUAUUGAAAACACCGAAAAUUCAACAAUAAGUAAUAACAUUGAGCAAGUUGAUCUUCCAUUCAUAAUGUCGGCUCUGGAGCAGAAUCUCAGUAUAACCGACGACGAAGCACGAGAAAUCAACACCGAUUCGGAUGACGAGGAUGAAGAAGAGCCAAGCUGCAGUUCACCACACAUGAACCGAAUCCAGAAGCGAAGGUCACUUCGGACCAAAUCAAUCGAUCGAAAACUUCAUGGUAUCAAACGGCGUACAAUUGCCAAACCGACCAAGCUGCCUAUCAGUUUGAACGCCUCGGAAAACGAGAUUCGUAACUAUUACAUGAUUAACAGCCGCGGGGCCAAUGUAAGGUCAACUAACCUGGAAACCAUUUUCGAAGAAGGAUCCCCGUCGGCGUUGAAAGCAAAAUAUUUUGGAAAGGCCAAAGUGCGCCGCAGCCUCAAUUGUUCCGAUGGAUUCAAUGUGUCCAAAACAACCGCAAAGGCACGCAAGAAUCGUGUCCGCCGGAAGCUUGGCGGAAUGCCCAAAAUGGAACGGAUGAAUAUGGAUGCGUUCCUGGAGCGACUCAAGGCGCUACAGGGUGAAGGAGAGGAUGAUGUAACAUCAGCCUUGGUGGAUCCUAAAUUGAACCACACAAUAUGACUAUAUUUUAGCGUUAAUGUUUUUCUGAACCACUUUAAAUGGUACAAAACCGUAUGUCGACUGAAUUCGUUAGUUAUAUUCCAUGUGUACCGAUACAACACCGAUAUGUCCAAAUAAACCUUUUUAUUUCUUAA